Messenger RNA from Clupea harengus (Atlantic herring), 3409 nucleotides. RefSeq names its product UDP glucuronosyltransferase 2 family, polypeptide B3 (gene ugt2b3). Lineage: Eukaryota; Metazoa; Chordata; Actinopteri; Clupeiformes; Clupeidae. Gene Ontology annotation, molecular function: glucuronosyltransferase activity. The record is from RefSeq and is a predicted model, not a curated record.
UUUUAAGUAAAUGAUUGCAUAAAACUGAUCACAGCCUACAGUUAUGAGCACCAUUGGCUGUGGCAUGCUUGAUUUUUCAUCAUGAAAGCUGGAUGUGUUAUUUUAGUGCUUUUUGCACUGUGCAUCGUUGAGAAGGUAAACUGUGGGAACAUCUUGGUCUGGCACACUGAGGGAAGUCACUGGAUAAACAUGAAGCCUGUGCUGGACACACUGAUCGACAGAGGCCAUCGUGUCACCAUCCUCUUUCAGAACGCGUCCAUGUUCAUUGAUCCCAAGGAACACGCGCAGUACAACUACCAUCUGUUUAACGUCUCCAUUCCCAUGUCUGAAGUGGUGGAGUUUUUUGACGACUUUGUACACUUUUCACUGUAUGAACUUGACCAUUUGAGCUAUGUGAGGAUUUACUGGAGGCUACAUGACCUCAUGAAGAAAGAUGCCGCACUUGGCCUCAGAAUUUGUGAUGGCAUUCUUAGGUCAGAUGCCCUCAUGGACAAACUGAAGCAGGCCAAAUACGACCUUCUCUUCGCAGAUCCUAUUUAUCCCUGCAGCGAGCUGGUGGCUGAGGUUCUGAACAUACCCUUUGUGUACUCACUGCGCUUUUCAGUGGCCAACACCAUGGAGAGACUCUGUGGACAGCUGCCAGCUCCACCAUCAUAUGUUCCUGGCACCAUGGUGAAACUGACAGACCAAAUGAGCUUCUCCGAAAGACUCAUCAAUUUUGUGUUCUACCUGGUGCAGGAUGCUGUGUACUGCAUCACAUGGAGACAGUAUGAUCAGUAUUACAGUGAGAUUUUGGACGGAAGUCACUUUAUUAACAUGAAGCCUGUGCUGGACACACUGAUCGACAGAGGCCAUCGUGUCACCAUCCUCUUUCAGAACGCGUCCAUGUUCAUUGAUCCCAAGGAACACGCGCAGUACAACUACCAUCUGUUUAACGUCUCCAUUCCCAUGUCUGAAGUGGUGGAGUUUUUUGACGACUUUGUACACUUUUCACUGUAUGAACUUGACCAUUUGAGCUAUGUGAGGAUUUACUGGAGGCUACACGACCUCAUGAAGAAAGAUGUCGCACUUGGCCUCAAAAUUUGUGAUGGCAUUCUUAGGUCAGAGGCCCUCAUGGACAAACUGAAGCAGGCCAAAUACGACCUUCUGUUCACAGAUCCUAUUUAUCCCUGCAGCGAGCUGGUGGCUGAGGUUCUGAACAUACCCUUUGUGUACUCACUGCGCUUUUCAAUGGCCAACACCAUGGAGAGACUCUGUGGACAGCUGCCAGCUCCACCAUCAUAUGUUCCUGGCACCAUGGUGAAACUGACAGACCAAAUGAGCUUCUCUGAAAGACUCAUCAAUUUUGUGUUCUACCUGGUGAAGGAUGCUUUGUACCACAGCGUAUGGAGACAGUAUGAUCAGUAUUACAGUGAGAUUUUAGGAAAGCCCACUUCUUUCUGUGAGCUAAUGGGCAAAGCUGACAUCUGGUUGAUCAGGACAUACUGGGACUUUGAUUAUCCCCGCCCCAUCCUUCCUAACUUCAAAUACAUUGGAGGAAUUCACUGCAAACCUGCCAAACCCCUACCAAAGGACAUGGAGGAGUUUGUUCAGAGCUCUGGAGAUGAUGGGAUUGUGGUGUUCACCUUAGGAUCAAUGAUCGCAAACCUCACCAAAGAGAAGAGCAAUACUAUUGCCUCUGCCUUGGGGCAAAUCCCACAGAAGGUGUUGUGGAGGUACAAAGGUGAGAAGCCAGAGAAUCUUGCUCCAAACACCGGACUGUAUGAUUGGAUCCCACAGAAUGACCUACUGGGACAUCCCAAAACUAGGGCUUUUGUGACCCAUGGUGGGACCAAUGGAUUGUAUGAGGCCAUUUAUCAUGGUGUGCCCAUGGUGGGUAUUCCACUAUUUGCUGACCAGCCAGACAACAUGGUGCACAUGAAGGCCAAAGGAGCUGCUGUCAUCAUGGACUACAACACCAUGCAGACCCAAGACCUUGUGGAGGGACUGAAGACUGUGAUCAAUGAUCCAUCGUAUAAAGCCAGCGCCACAAUACUGUCAAAAAUACACCACGACAGACCAGAGACACCAAGAGAUGAGGCUGUGUUUUGGGUAGAAUAUGUGAUGCGCAACAAGGGGGCCAAGCAUUUAAGGGUAGAAGCCCAUAACCUUACAUGGUACCAGUACCAUUGUCUUGAUGUGUUUGCUUUUAUGAUUGGAAUAGUCCUACUGGUCCUCUUCAUGUUUAUCAAAACUUGCAAGUUUUGCUUUAGAAGGUGCUGUUUGAGAUCAAAUGAAAAGAACAAACAAGAGUAAAUGAGUUUUUAUUUUUUGCACUGCAUUUUUUUUAUUUUCAUUUUAUACAUACCCUUUAUUUACUUGAAUGUACUUGAACUGAGUGCUGAAUGCUGUUUUUUUGUUGCUUUGAAAUCAUUUCUGUCAUUUGUAAAUUUUGGCAAAUAUUGGUGGCUGACUGAUGAUGUCUAAUGUAUGCAUUCUAUCUUUUAUGAAAACUGCUCAGGUUAUGUCCACUUCAUAAAAUGUCCAUGUGUUGCUUUUUGAAAAUAACUCACACUCACCCAGCAAUACCUCACUCACCCAUACCUCCAGAGCCAUACCUUUCUGCGGCUUUAGGUCAGUUUUUGUUUUGGUGCUGAGGGGCCCCUUCCAGGGAGCACAGAACACUAACAGUGUUUGGUUGUGUGGACAUGCACAGUCCUGUUUACACACAACCUUGGACAUGGGAGGUGGGAGUGCCAGCAAGGAGGCUAAAACCCUGCGCUCCUAGCAUCUGUCGCUAGCACGUCUCUUAAGGUGUGUCAGGGAGUGACAUGCUUGCUACUGUUACAGCUACAUGCAAAAACCAAACCCUCAACGAAAAAUGGAAAUAAUGAAUAGUAUGAGGGGUCACCCUGGGUUGCCUGGGUUUGUCUAUGCCAUAGGCCGGCCCUACUUACCUCAAUGCCUGUGACACUAGCCACUGAUUCCUCCCCUCCUCCAUUCUCUUCUAAAAUGGCUAAAUACAAAUACAAGAAAAGCACACAUACACUGAAAGCAACAAAAGAGGAUAUUUUAAAACAAACUCUCAGAAUAGCCUUAUAUUAUCACUCUUGCAAGUCCCUUUACUUUCCUAUAUACCUGCUAUAAUUAUAAUAACCAUUAACAGCUGGUUGAGUUUGACAGUCAGAAUUCCAGCAAUGUGUCUCCCAUCAACUGAGAAAUGGUCUUGCAUUCUUAAAAAAAUAUAUAAUACAACAGGCUUUUACUGUUCUGCAGAGGAGUCAAUAUUCCCAUGGUGUAUAAAAUAAGUGUGGUCAGUAGUAUAGUAAUAACAUGUGUUCUAUUUCUGUGGAGAGAAGUAGACUGUAUACUGCUCACAUUUUGUAUAGGCCUUGAUUAAAAAUAAAUAAAAGGAACUUAUUGAACAUAA